Messenger RNA from Suillus fuscotomentosus, 888 nucleotides. Its product is annotated as polysaccharide lyase family 14 protein. The record is from RefSeq and is a predicted model, not a curated record. Bases 1 to 888 code for a protein of 295 amino acids. The transcript has 5 exons. Lineage: Eukaryota; Fungi; Basidiomycota; Agaricomycetes; Boletales; Suillaceae.
AUGCUUUCGCCUUGGUCACAACUAUUCCCAAUCAGCAGUUUUCACCUAGGAUUCACAACUUUUUCGCCCUCUCCUGCAUCAAUUGACGGGCACCAUGUCAUCUCAGUCCGUCUCGCAGAUUCUCCUCUUGGGAUACACAAAAUCACACGCUCGUUGACUCACGAGGUUGUAUGCCCACCACCCUCUCGGCAUCCAUCCUCGGACGACCCUCAGCUCGCUUGGCAGGCCAGAUAUCCCAAGGGUUCCUGCAGUCCAAAAACGGAAAUACCUGGUGGAUUUGGAUUUUAUCUCGGUGGGCCUAAAGAAAUUGUAUCCUUGUUAGAAGGCGCAAAAGAAGUAGUUUUUGGAUAUCGGGUGAUGUUCGAGAAGGGUUGGGAGUGGGUCAAAGGAGGGAAAUUGCCAGGAAUAUAUGGUGGUAUCGGCGAUAUCGCCUAUAGAUGCUCUGGUGGACGGCAGAACGACCGUUGCAAGUGCUUUGAUGUUCGUCUCAUGUGGAGGCGUGAUGGGCAAGGAGAAAUUUACGCCUAUCUACCUAUAAACGAAACAAAUACAGAUGCGCUUCUUGCGGUUCUGCCCUGCUCCAAAGCCAACCCUGAUUAUGGAAUUUCAGUCGGGAUCGGCGCAUGGAUCUUUGGGUCAGGUGUCUGGACAACUGUCGCACAACGUGUUCAACUUAAUGAUAUCGGCAGAGCUGAUGGAGAACUCCAACUCUGGAUUAACGGCGAAUGUGUGAUCCACGCAAAGGGGCUAAUUUUCCGAGAGGACGAGGCAUCCCAUAUCAAGGGCAUGCAUUUUCAGACGUUUUUUGGAGGACACGAGUCCGAUUGGGCAUCACCCAAAGAUCAACAUGCUUGGUUUUCCGAUGUCUCUGGAGCCGUCAUUCGUUGA